AUGGUGCUGCCGAGCACUCAAGUCACUGGGUCAAAUCAUCGAAUCGCCGAGUCAUCAAGCCACUGGGCGCCGAAUCAUCGAGUCGCUGAACCUCGCCUCAAUCUCGAAUCGUCUUGCCUCGAUCCACCUCGUCUGUCAAAAGCUCGGUCUCGCCAAAAACUCGAUCUCAUUAAAAACUCGAUCUCGCCGAAGCUCACCUCGUCACCGACGACUGAAUUGGGCCUCGAAUUGCCUCGCGAUGAAUAUCUCGAACCGAUGUCUCAUCACGAACUCGCCGUUGCAAAACCUCACCGGAAAACCCGAUCUAGUUCACGACUCUCUUUCUCAAAGGUCACGGUGCCGACGCUGUUGACGUGUCCUCGCCGGUUCACCGAACCAGAAGACCAAGCUGACGGCUAUGCAGACGACGGCGGCAGGGACUGA
Arabis nemorensis is the source of this 423-nucleotide messenger RNA. The record is from the annotation of a GenBank genome assembly. NCBI's taxonomy places the organism in Eukaryota, Viridiplantae, Streptophyta, Magnoliopsida, Brassicales, Brassicaceae.